GCGCGGAGGGACCGACCGCUCUCCGCCGCAGCUCCUAUAAAAGGGGCGCCGUCGUCGGAAGAGGCAUCAGUCAUUCGUUGCAUCCGGCACACACACGAGCAGCGAUGAGGAUCGUGUCGACUUUAGUUUUUCUGGCGGUGUGUACCGUGUCCCUUGCAAAGGAAGAUGGCACUAAGAAAGAAGGAGGCAAGGCGGCGAAGAACGAAAAGCGAGGGCUGUUCGGCCUGGGAGACGGCGGCUUCGGCGGCGGAUACGGCGGCGGCUUCGGAGGCGGCCACGACUUUGGAGGCGGCUUCGGCGGCGGCGGCUUCGGAGGCGGACACGGAGGAGACCUGGGUGGAGGCUUCGGAGGCGGCUACGGGGGAGGACUCGGCGGAGGCUUCGGAGGCGGAGUUGGCGUCAGCGAAGGCAAGAUCAAGGCCAUCACCAUCACCAAGGAAGUGCCCGUGCCUGUUCCACAGCCGUACCCCGUCACAGUGGAGAAGAAGGUCCCCUACCCUGUGAAGGUCCCCGUGAAGGUCCCCGUGGACAGGCCGUACCCCGUCCCUGUGCCGAAGCCGUACCCUGUCCCUGUUGAGAAGCCGGUGCCCUACCCGGUGAGUGUACCCAAGCCUGUCCCUGUGCCCGUGCCCCACCCUGUGGUGGUGAAGCAGCCUGUGCCAGUCGUCGUUAAGGACAGUGGGUACGGAGGCGGCUUCGGCGGAGGUUUCGGCGGAGGUCUUGGCGGAGGCCACGGCAGCUUCGGCGGAGGAUUCGGAGGAUCGUCUUUCGGUGGUCACGGAGGAUACGGAGGUGGCGGCUUCGGUGGACACGGAGGGUUUGGCGGUGGCAGCUUCGGCGGUCACCACUACAGAGAGAAAGAUCCAAUCUAUAAACACAGACUUGCAGCAAAGAAUAAAAAUGUUACCUUACCAGUAGUUGAUUAUUCUCCGCAGUCCGAGUCUUUCUCACAAUCUCUACACAGACGGGCAGACAACACGCCGGCGGAUUUUCGCAAUUUCAGUAUAAAAGAGGCACCGUCCACUCCACGUUCAUCAGUGAGGUCCAUCUUUCUACUGGAUUACUGCUACUGUGCGACGAUGAAGACUCCGGUGUGUGCUGUACUUCUUUCAUUGUUCCUCCUGGUGAGAGGAGAAGACGCAGAACCGAAAACAGAAGGAAGGGACAGCAAGACGCAGAAGCGAGGAUUACUAGGCCUAGGUUUUGGGGGAUACGAUACUGGUUAUAUUGGACAUGGUGGAUACUACGGAUCAAGCUAUGGCGGAUAUGGCGGCUACGGAGGAUACGGCGGGUAUGGCGGAUACAACGCCUAUGGAGGAUACACAGGCUUCCCCAGUAGCUACGGCGUGAAGACGGUGACCAUCACGAAGCCUGUCCCCGUGCCGUAUCCGGUGACCGUGGAGAGGAAGGUCCCCGUGCCUGUCAAGGUUCCAGUCACGGUGCCCGUGGUGAGGCCAUACCCUGUCAAGGUACCCCAGCCAUACCCUGUGCCCGUACCCAAGCCGGUACCCUACCCAGUUUCCGUGCCAAAGGCAGUGCCCGUGCCAAUCCCGCAGCCCGUAGUGGUCAAGCAGCCAGUCCCAGUUGUCGUCAAGAGCACGGGCUUUGGAGGACUCUACGGUGGCUUUGGACACUCUGGAUAUGGCACCAGCUACGGUAGCUACCUAGGACACUCGGGAUAUGGCAGCCUUGACUACUUUGGUACCAGUGGCUUCGGUCACCACUGAUGUACUGGAAAACAUAGAGUUUAACACACAGUUUCUAUAAAUGCUCACAUCUAAGCGUGUGUCACACCGGCUGCAACAUCAGCUUAUCAACUAAUUACUACUCUUGUACUGUCUGCAACCAUGAACUGCAUUACUACUAAAAGAUGAAAGCCAAUUGUCAGUGUACAGAUUGUUGUUUGCCGAUAAUAUUAAUCCACUGUCAAGUGAAACAUUUGUAUUAAAUUUAGUGUAAUCAUAUAAAUAGAGUAAGGAUAUGUGUUGUAAAUUACUAAAUAAAC
Messenger RNA from Schistocerca serialis cubense, 2005 nucleotides. RefSeq lists its product as uncharacterized. Bases 105 to 1727 code for a protein of 540 amino acids. NCBI's taxonomy places the organism in Eukaryota, Metazoa, Arthropoda, Insecta, Orthoptera, Acrididae. The record is from RefSeq and is a predicted model, not a curated record. The transcript is spliced from 5 exons.